ACCAAUGUCAAGUGUCAUUGGGAGUAUUAAAUUCAGAAAUUAUGUAACGUGAAUAAUUUGCUUUUCUUACUGUUUAAUCGAAACGGAAAUCAUCCACUGUAUCCUCUAAAUACAACUAUUUGUACUGAAAGGUCUGAUUAAUCCGUUAACUUAAAUGCAGUAGGCCGCUAGCGGCCGCUGCCUGUCAUCAAAAAUGGUCACGUUUUUUCAUUUGUAGUCUGCCUCUUUUCCACUUAUAGGAUGAUCAUAUACGUGACAGCUUCUCUUUUGCACACUUCAGCAGUCUUUAAGCGGAAGCGAAAUGAUAGGUCUGUGGCUUUUCCAUAUUAAAUUCCAUUUGUAUGGUGUAAAUUAGUUCCAACGGCCGCCGCUAGCAUUCAUGUUAGACAUACCCAUAAGAUGACAAACAGCACCAGUCUGUCUGGCUGUAUCUCCUAAACGGUGCAUCAUAGCGCAAAGAAAUUAUCUUAAUAUUUCGCAACCAAGAUCUCGCCUGGUGGGCACUCGUGAACAUUGCUCAGAUGCCGGAGAACCCGCUGAGCGGGUUCUCGCCAUACGUAGUGCACAAUUUUUUGUCUCCAGCAACCCCAUUUUGCGUUUUGGCAUUCUUUUAUUAUUAUAUGAGGACACAAUUAAGCCUGGCGUCGUUAAGGGACGGUGCCUAAAGGAUCCCCCAACACCCCCUACUUUUCCAGCUUUUCAAGCAAAUAAAAGUCUAGAAUACCCAGAGUAGGCGACUACUGCCAACAUAAGGCCAAGUAGCCCUCUACAUGUUGGCCGGUCCUAAGGUCUGUCGAGCCCUUAUUUGUAGCAUUUUGUUUCGUUCAUUCAUUCGAUCGCACCGCGCACGCACCUUUUGUUUUUUUUUAUUCGCCGCGCAAACGGCGCAACGCGAACGCGAAACGAAAUCGACCGGCUGAACGCGACAUGGCGUUAGUUUAGCGCAAUUUAAUGCAGAGUUCUUUUGUUUGAAACCUAAAGAAUUACGCUGUUUAUAUCAACUGUAGUGAAUGUAGUGAUUAUAUGAACGCGUCAUGAGUACAUUGGAUAUAAAUAAAAUGGAGGGCGAGGAAGAAAAUAAAACACCCGAUAAGAAACAAAUCGAAGCGGAAGAAAAGGAGGUAAUGCUGAAGACUGAGAGUGAAAACAACGAAAUUAAUACUGAAAUAAAGGCAGAGGGCGAAGGGCCGGUGAAGGCCGCGCUGUCACAGGAGGUGAUUGAGCAGGGGCGGGAGGUGAAACCCAAGUUUAUUCCCAUAGGUGCCAUUAAAAUGCCCGGGUUUUUCACCAGAAACUCGGAUAAACCUAAGGAUGAUGAAGUCAUUGAGAAGGAUGCCGAGAAUGAAAAGACGGAGACAGAAAGCAAGCCCAAACGCAACCACUUCCAGUUCCUGCACACAUGCCCCUUCACCACGUUUCUGCACCACCCUACACAGCAUGAUAAAGAUGGUAACAUUAUAGAAGAGAAAAAAGGUAUUCGUUUACCAAAAAUUAAUGUGGAUUACCAAAAAUUCUUCCAAAAGAGGUCUAACAAAGACCCUGAGGCAACGCUUGCUUCCAUGGAGACAUUGGAAGACAAGCUAGACACACCCAAUGAUGGAAUGGAAAAUGUUAAAUUAGAUCCAGAAGAAGCUGUUGAUGGCAAAGUGGCCACGAAAUUGCCUUUCAAAGAAAGAAUUCGACAGAGGAAGUUUAUAAUUGACGACCUGAUCGUGGGCGCGGUGGUGCUGCUGGUGCUGCUGGCCGUGGUGAUCGGCGUGGUCGUGGGCGCCAGCGCCGGCCCGCCCAAGGAGCGCCCGCUGCGCCUCGGCCGCUUCAUGACCACGCUCUCCUCCUGCGGGCCCGUCGAGGGUAUCCUGGAUGAAGGCGUGUAUAAGUUCUACAGCAUUCCCUACGCCGUGCCGCCCAUCGGAGACUUGAGGUUCACGUAUGCUCAGCCACUUAACAACAUAUCGAUGUGCUGGAACGGCACUCUUCAAACCCACAAGCCUGGGCCGCUCUGCAUGCAGUUUAAAGAAAACGAACGAACUAUUAUAGGCGAAGAAGACUGCUUAACGCUGGACGUGGUCACUCCACACGUGAGGUACGAUUCUCGCCUGCCAGUGGUCGUUCUGAUCGGAGCCGAUACUCUGGCCGGCGGCAUCAGCCCCGCUCAGCCGUCCGCUCUGUACGCUCGAACCAAAGAGGUGGUCUUCGUGCGACCCAAUUUCAGACUCGGACCAUUCGGAUUUUUGGCUCUCGAUAUUCUUUCUAAAACCAAAUAUCCAGAAACCUCGGGCAAUUACGGUCUGAGCGAUCUGCUAGUCGCGUUACGUUGGGUGAAGCUGAAUAUUCAACACUUCGGUGGCGACCCCGACUCCGUGACGCUGCUCGGCCACCGAGCCGGCGCCACGCUGGCCGCCGCGCUCACCACCGUGCCCAAAGCUCAAAAGUUGUACUCCCGAGCUUUCCUGUCGUCCGGCUCCGUCAUAUUCCCCGGCAAACCCCUGGCAGAUUCGUACGCGUCGAACGAGGAAUUCAAGCAGAACAGCAAAUGCAACGACGCCGCCUGUCUACGUCGCAUGAAGCCGGAGGCGGUGAUGACGGCCGUGCCGGCCACGUGGCUCGGGUCCGACGUCGGCUCCCUUCCCAAGACGAACGAGAUGAAACACUCCUGGCUAGUCCUCGACGGCGCGCUCCUCACGAGCCACGCCUUCGAGGCCUGGGACGCCCAGAAGGAGUCGAGGGAGACCGGCAAGGAGCGAGCCUUCAAGCCGAUGGUGUUCGGGACGACCGCGCACUCGGGCCACUCGGACCUGCUCCGCAUGAAACACCUCAACUGGACCGCCGAGAACGUGGAGAGGGUCGUCAACGACAGCGUGCUCGGCGACAAGAACCUGACCGGCGCGGUGUACGCGCACGUGAACAAGACGUACUCGGGGUUGGUGACGCUGAUCUCGUCGGUGCGCACGCUGUGCCCGCUGGUGAGCCUGGCGCGGCUGCGGCUGGGCGCGGCGCUGUACGUGGUGGCGGGCUCGGGCGCCGGCGGCGGCACCGCGGGCUCGGGGCUGGCGGGCGUGGACGCGGACCUGGAGGCCAUCCUCGGCACCUUCGACUCGGAGGUGGUGGAGCAGCGCCGCUUCAUGGCGGCCAUGCAGCAGCUCUUCUACUACUUCGUGUGGAACGGCCGCCUGCCCGGCCCGGAGGCGGGCCUCAUGGAGGUGGGCCAGGACGUGCUGCCGCUGCACGGGCUGCCGCUCUGCGACCUGCUCAUCCGGGAGGAUAUAGUGCCGAGGUACGCUCGCGUCGAUUAGUCUCUCUUAAAAAAGCUCCCAAUUUCCGAGUCUAAAGAACCUGAUCGAUUAUCAUCCUUAUGUUUGUUGAGUUGUCCUAGACUAGCUAACUAAUCACGCAUUGCUUUAAAAAAAAACCUUUAUUUUAAUAUGUUCAUAUGAAAUUAUGCAGCAUUUUCCAGCCGUCGAGUAUAUAGCAACUAAUGGCUGAAUUGAGAUUUCGUACACCAAACUGUAAUUGCCUACUCUUCGUGUGUGGGCUCCCGACUCAUCAACUUUUUUUUAUCGUUAGUCCACUUUGACUAGUACCGUGCCGGCACGUUCAGAUAAACGAAAAUUACCCAAGGGCAUAAACGACUACUAUUUCAUGAUAAUCACGAUCGCAUUUAUGUAUUUUGUUAUACCUAAUAUUCAUUUUAUAAUAAAAGGUAUAAUUUUAGUUGACUUGAGGAUUGUAUACAAUAGUGAUAUGGCGAGCUUCCUAGCCGUAACAUGGUAAGGUAACCUCAUGAGACCGGAUAUUUUUUCAACCGUAUGCUCUUUACUUAAGAGUUGAAAUUAGUUUUUAGUCCGAUCUUCUUUAAAAAAAGGUUUAUUAAUAUGGUUUCUGAAAAAAAUCACAAGUCAACUUUGAAUGUAGAUUACAUUUUUAUAAAGUCCUUCUAAUUUGCCG
Messenger RNA from Leguminivora glycinivorella, 3945 nucleotides. RefSeq names its product neurotactin (gene Nrt). The transcript has 7 exons. The coding region runs from base 1035 to 3293 and encodes 752 amino acids. NCBI's taxonomy places the organism in Eukaryota, Metazoa, Arthropoda, Insecta, Lepidoptera, Tortricidae. The record is from RefSeq and is a predicted model, not a curated record.